Penaeus vannamei (Pacific white shrimp) is the source of this 3503-nucleotide messenger RNA. The record is from RefSeq and is a predicted model, not a curated record. NCBI's taxonomy places the organism in Eukaryota, Metazoa, Arthropoda, Malacostraca, Decapoda, Penaeidae.
GAAUUACUGGCCUUAGCUAAGAAGAAGAAGAAGAAACCACAUUCGGACAGUGAGUCAUCGGCAGGGUCUUCACCCAAACAGCCAGCUGCCAGACCCAAGGUGGCCUCUGACUCUGACUCAGAAACUAGCGACUCUGACUCUGACUGGGAUGCUCCGAAGGGUAGAAAGAAAAAGAUGGGGAAGGCAGCAGGGAAGACAAAGAACAAGAGAGUUUUGGCACAUUCGGACUCAGAUGAGAGUCGACCAGCAAAGGGCAGUGGAUCAGAGCCUGAAGAAGGGGAAGUAUCAGAUAGCAACAGCAGUGACUCGGAAGUUGACCUCGAUGAAGAAUUCGACGAUGGCCUUGACGAAAACAUGAUAGGAGAUGAAGAGGACAGAGCACGUCUUGAACAGAUGACAGAGAAGGAGCGUGAGCAAGAAAUCUACAACCGUAUUGAGAAGAGAGAAGUUCUGCGCACUAGGUUUGAAAUCGAGAAAAAGUUGAAGUUGGCCAAAAAGAAGGACCAGCAGAAGAGAAAGGAGAAGGAAGGAGACAAACCAAAAGAGAAGAAGCAGCCAGUUUUGACUGACAGAAAGAAAACCCUAGAGGAGAGAGCAGGAAAGACGGACAAAUUUGCUGCUCUGAAGGCAAAACGAGAAAAUAAAAUCAGAUUAGCUGAGGAAGAGAGACUUAAGAAAGAGAAACAGGAGGAGGAAAAGAGAAGAAAAAAAGAGGAGAAGGAGCGGUCAGCUGAAUCCGAUUCGGAUGCAGAAGACAGCAAGGCAAAGCACAAACUUAAGGCAUCUGAAGUUUAUAGCGACUCAGAUGACAGUGGAUCUGAUAGCGAUAAGUCAACAAAGUCUGAAAAAUCCACGAGACGGCGCUCCUCGUCAUCCUCCUCUUCGUCAUCCUCGGGUAGUGAUAGUGAUUCUGGCAGCCUAAGUGGCGAGGAGUCUACAAAACCAAGCUCGGUUGAGGCCCCUGCAAAGCCCCCAGCAAAAGUCACAGCCAAACCCACUGCAAAGCCCCCAGCUAAGAAACCUGAGCCUAAGGUGUCUGGGAGGCUAGAACAAAAGAUUCUGCCUUCUUCUUCCUCCUCCUCCUCUUCUUCCUCUUCUUCCUCUUCUCCUUCAUCCUCAUCUUCAUCCUUUAGUGAUUCCAGUGACAGUGAUGUGUCACCCAAGAAGAACAAAGUUGGAAGGUCUAAUGACAGUUAUCGGUCUCGUGAUGAGAGGCCAAAGACAGUUACCAGUAAAGAAGACCUGGAAAAAAUACGUCUGUCCCGUCAUAAAAUGGAACGUUUUGUCCACCUGCCCAUAUUCUCAAAGGCAAUCAUUGGCUGUUAUGUCAGAAUAGGCAUUGGGAGUAACCAAGGUCGACCUGUUUAUAGGGUUGCAGAAAUCACUGAAGUGUGUGAAACAGCAAAGAUAUAUCAAUUAGGCAACACAAGAACAAAUAAAGGAUUACGGUUAAAGCAUGGCUCUCAUGAAAGGGUCUUCAGACUGGAAUUUGUAAGCAACAGUGUCUUCUCUGACUCUGAGUACAACAAGUGGGUAGAAGACUGUGCAGCACAUGGAACUCCUUUACCUUUAAUGGAGCAUGUAAUUCAGAAACAAAAGGAUAUACAAGACCUUCUUUACUAUCAGUUCAGUAGUGAAGAUAUUGAUAAGAUGGUAGAAGAAAAAGCACGUUUCAACAAUAAUCCAACCAAUUUUGCUGUUGCCAAAACUUUACUCAUGAAAGAAAAGGACAUGGCACAACAAAAAGGGGAUGAAGAUACCGUAGAAAAACUUAAUGGGCAGAUAGCUGAUCUUGAUGAAAAGGCAAGCUCACUUGACAAACGAAGAACACAAACUAUUGCAUCCAUUUCUUAUAUUAAUGAAAGAAAUCGUAAGAAUAAUGUCGAAAAGGCAGAAAGAGCUAUUAUGGCUGAAAUUGCAGCAAAGAAAGGAAUGAAAGUGGAGGAUCCUUUCACUCGUCGCUCAACCCGCCCAACCAUGGUGACCAAAACUAAGGAACCAGAAGUCGUUUCUUCAGAGAUGUUGAUACGUCUAGAACACGAAAGGAAAAUAAAACAAGAAGAAGAAAAAAAGAAAAAGGAGGAAGAAGCUGCCAAAAGAAAACAAGAAGACGAGAAGAAAAAGGAUGAUGAACGGAAGAGAGUGCAAGCAGAAGACCUGUUUGCAGCCCACGAUUUUGAUGUCAAAAUUGACUUGGAUGUGUCAAUGCCAGCCACAGCUCCCUUGGCACCAAAAGCAACAAUAGGUAAUGCAACCAAUGGAAGCUCCAUAGGAACUGCACCAAAAAGAUCAUUAAAUCUUGAAGAGUACAAGAAAAAGAAGGGCUUGAUAUGAAGGGCCAAUGCAUAGGAAAGUAGUUGCAAGUACACUUUCAUUGAAAUAGCCGAAGUGAACCAAAAAAUAGCCAUUUCCAUCCGCAAAACUUGAUGACCUUAUUGCAGUCCUUGUUUUGCCUGACUGCUUGGUUGAUUGCCAAAAGUUAUGUUCAUGUAAAGAUUUGUCACAAUUGUGUAGGGGGAUAUUUUGGUAAGGCUUGUUGCUGCUGGUUGGCAUGACUUAAUUAUGAUGAAGUCAGCAUUGUAGUGGAUAUAUUGCAAUGCAACUGAACUUACCUAAACUUGUAAUGGUUUUACUGUCAUCUAAAAGGUAUUUUGGAAACUGUAAUAAGUUGGGCAGUUCAUUAUUUUUGUAGGUUAAAACAUUGACAUGGAAGAGUCAAAUUGCUCUUGCAACAUAGGUUGCUAUCACUGCAUAUAAUCAUGGCAUUAAUAACAUAACAUAUUAACUGUUGGAAGCAGUUAUUGCUCAUGCUGAUCUUUUUAUAUGUGCAAACAAAACCUAUGUAAUAAUGAUAAGCUAAUUCAUUUAGUUUUUUGUUCUUUUUUAUCCAUUAUAAAUCAGUUUUUUAAACAAUACUGCAUGUCUUCAGACAGUUUAUGUAAAAUGUAAAAUAUUUUGGACACAAGCUAGUGGUUGACACUAAGGGCAUUUUUGAAAUAUCCAUUUCGUUGAUUGGGAUUUUUAGGUGUUAUCUGUAUGCAUGUUAUCCUGCUUUUUAUUGACGAGAAAAUCAUUGGUGCAACCUUCAAUAGUCUCAUUGAUAACAACAACAAAAAAAGUUUAGUUCAAGGAACAGCAUAAAACCAGUAGACAGUCACUUUAGAGGUAAGAAAGAAAAGAAAAGAAAAAAAAAAGGAUUAAUUUAUUCGUCAUUACCCACUUUGAUAAUCCUUCAUAAAGUGCAGUUAAAGAUUUGCCAUGCAAGUCUUCUCUUUGACAGCAAAUCUUGUCAGUAUGAGUCUUGUUAUUUAUUGAAUCAUUUCAGAUCAGCUCAUAAACAUAACACUAGGAACACAUCAUUAUCUCAGCAAAUAUCAUACAUUUUCAUUUAUUACUAAGUUUGAUAAAUAUGGGUCUCAUUUGGAUCCUGGAAUGUUAACUGAUGUAUAAAAUAUUUUACGCAGUUUAGUGGAAAAGAAGCAGAGUAAAAACUCAAAGAUGUA